Messenger RNA from Syngnathoides biaculeatus (alligator pipefish), 2332 nucleotides. RefSeq names its product zinc finger protein OZF-like. The record is from RefSeq and is a predicted model, not a curated record. Gene Ontology annotation, molecular function: RNA polymerase II cis-regulatory region sequence-specific DNA binding; DNA-binding transcription activator activity, RNA polymerase II-specific. NCBI's taxonomy places the organism in Eukaryota, Metazoa, Chordata, Actinopteri, Syngnathiformes, Syngnathidae. Gene Ontology annotation, biological process: regulation of transcription by RNA polymerase II. The transcript has 2 exons. Gene Ontology annotation, cellular component: nucleus. The coding region runs from base 311 to 1735 and encodes 474 amino acids.
GAGGGUCUUCCCCGGCUGUCUAAUUUGUUCAAGUGGGCUUGCCGUACAGCUCUUCCGCUUUCGGCUGCGGAACCAAACGCGAUUCGCCAAAUAAAGCUUAGUAAAUUAGAACUGAACGCACUGAAGCCUCGACACGGAACGUCUCAGCACGGUUUUACUCAAGUUAAAACAUCUUUACAUCAGUGAUGACGUUUGCUUCGUUGCACGUUGAAGUAUUUCAACGUUGCCCGGUUUAGCUCGCUAGCCGCUAACAAAGAGCCGCGUUUGUUCGCGAAGACGAGUGAGUGAGAAUUCAGAUGAUCGCCUGGAAAUGUGUGCGCAGAGAGUGAAAGAAGACUACGAGGAGGGACUUUCUGGAACAAAAGUGCAACAACAUCAACUGGACGCCGUUUUCGAGAAACGACAAGAUGAAGAACACACAGCAGAUGUCAGUGAAAAGCAUGCUCGUCCUGAGCAUCACAAGCCGGGGUCCUCGGACCUUAAAGAGGAGCAGGAGGAGUCCGAGCACCCCCGGAUUAAAGAGGAGGAGCAGGAGGCCGAUGUCACCCAGUUGCCGCUGACCUUUGUCCCUUUGAAGAGUGAAGAGGACGAAGACAAAGCUCAUUUGGAGGAAAUCGGAGGGGCGCGACCUCAGGACAGCAGCUCAAGGCAGCGCAUGACAAAAGAAGGUGACGGAGGCCAAUGUGGACAAUCGCAAGAAGACAGCCUCUUCGCUCCGCUAUCAGAUUGCGAUGACAUCACGUCACACUCUUCCGAGGAUGACGACGACGACGACAAGCUCACUAGCGGUGAUACCAAACGCUGGAAAUGUUCCCAGUGUGACAGAACUUUUAUUUACAAGUCUGUUUUGAAAAUUCACACGAUGAUCCACAGUGGAGAGAAACCUUUUGCCUGUUCACAUUGCGGUAAGAGAUUCUCUCGUAAAGAAAAUAUGACGACGCACUCAAGAAUACAUACCGGAGAGAAACCUUUUGCCUGUUCAGUUUGCGGUCAAAGAUUUUCUCGUAGACAAACGAUGACGACACACACGAGAAUACACACUGGAGAGAAACCUUUUGCCUGCUUAGUUUGCGGUAAAGGAUUCACGGAGAAGAGAUAUUUGAAAACACACAAAAGAACACACACUGGAGAGAAACCUUUCCAAUGUUCAGUUUGUGGAAAAAGCUUUUUUGUGAAGAAAAGUCUCAUUAGUCACACAAUAACACACACCGGGGAGAAACCUUUUGAAUGUCAAAUAUGCUGUAAAAGAUUUACCCAGAAGUGCUAUUUAAAGGUACACGUAAGAGCGCACUCGGGGGAAAAACCUUUUUCCUGCUCAAUUUGUGGUAAAAGAUUCUCUCUCAAGGGAGAUUUAAGAAAACACACGAGAACUCACACCGGACACAAACCUUAUGACUGCUCAUUUUGUGGGAGAAGCUUCUCUGAAAAGGGACAUUUGAUGCUGCACACAAGAACCCACACUGGAGAAAAACCUUUUGAUUGUUCAGCUUGCGGCAAAAGAUUCUCCGAAAAGAGAAAUUUAAGAUUACACAUGACAACUCACACUGGAGAGAAACCGAUCGCCUGCUUACUUUGCGGGAAAAGAUUUUCUCACAAGGGACAUUUGAAAAGACACAUGAGAACGCACACAGGAGAGAAACCUUUCGUCUGCUCAGUUUGUGGUAAGAGUUUUUCUGAUAAGGGGAAUUUAAAAAGACACACAAGAACCCACGCUGAAGAGAAACCUUCAGCUUGACCAGCUUGUUUGUGGUAAAAGAUUCUCUUACUUAGCAGGGACAUUUUGGAGCACACAAGAAGAAAAGAACAAUCUUUUCAUUCUCAACUUGUUGGAAAAGAUUCUCUCAGAGACAAAGACAAAACACUCGGGAACACAAACUGGAGAGAAGAACCCACCCAGUUGGAGUGCUUGUGGGAAAAAGAUUUUCUGGGAAGGAACACGCAAGCGUCUCUUAUGCGUUCAUCCUUCAGUCGGAAAACAACUGCAUGUGCCAAACCCGACAAGUGUAAACACAUCAGUUUAUGUUUCCAUUUAUCAUUUCAAACUUUUUAACGCGUUUUAGUUUCCCUUUUUAGACCGCUCGUUCGAGUCAACGAACGAUCUUUAUUUUGGUCAGUAGGUGGCAGUAAAAGACCGCAGUUCAGCCUGGGUCCCUUGCCGCAUGUCUUGCCCGGCGCAUGCGCGCGGCCAUUUCCGCAUUCCUGAGACGCGAUCUCGGAUCGACGUGUCCCUGUAUUUUUUGUAAUAUGAUAACCCACUGAUUGUAUGUCACUCCAAUUCUAUGUUUUUAUGAAUGAAUAUUAAAAGAAAUACUAGCUCUGCCAUGAAAGAUUG